UAAUCUGCGGAGUGACGUUAAAAUGAAUUUGUUUUACAAACUAAACAGAGAUCUGUGAUAGAAUAAUAUCUGAAUAUUUAUUAUGAUAUUGAAGUUAUACGUUGAGGUGUUGUUUAGAUUUAAACAGACCUGCUGCGUUGCUGAGUCCGGAGCCGAAUGCUGAGGAACUCCAGUCCGUUUUUAACGGUCGUUAUCGUGAGCGGAAGCGGAAGCGGAAGCGCUCGAGUGUAAACAGACUCUGAGGAAGAUUCAACUUCACACACACACAGCUGUGUUUCAGUGCCAUGGAGAGUUAUGAAGAGUUCAUCCAGAGACAUUAUAACACUCAUAACGAUGAUGAUGAAGAUGAAGAUGACCCACAGACCCCCGUCACACCUUCAUCAGUGAUCGUGUUUCAUGGAGCUCGAGUUCUUCCUCCUCUGCUGAAUGAGCAGCAGCGAGACGAGAUGAGACGACUGAGAGAAACAGCCGUGAGUCUGAUGAAGAGGAGGAGAGAGGAAGAGUCUCACAUCAGCUUCACAGACGUGAGGAUCAGUGACGCUGCGCGACACACAGACAAGAGUGAUGACAUCACAGACUGUGACAUCACCUCGUCCGCUCCUCUGACGUCAACCGCUCACGACGGCCGAUCGACCAAUCAGCUGAGAGCUUCUCCUGAGGACGAUUCGCUGGAAAACACCCAGAUCACGGUUCUGUUCGAGAAACACAAGACCCACAGACCUCAGGACGCACCGGACAAUCGCUCUCACAACCAGACGCUAAUGACGACGAUGAUGAUGUCAUCGGGCUACGUGACCAAUGACAACACGGACGUCACCGGUCACUCCGGCUGGAUGGAAGGAGGAGACAUCCGCUUAGAUACGACACGAUCAGGAAGUGACAUCAUCAGUCACGUGCCAGUAGAUGGAGCUGUUUUAGAGGAAGAGAUUAUAGCGCCGGCGGAAGAUGUUGUGGAAUCAGUAAACCCGCCGUCUGAUUCAGAUGAAGGUCCGUAUCGAAUGAGUCUUCAAAACCUGAUCAAGAAAUCCCAGGAGUACCGGCGGCGCCAGCGUCUGCUGCGCAAUCAGGCCAGAGCCGCGGAGGAGCACAACCUGUCCGAUAAAGAGAACGAGGAGCUUCCCAAACAGAUGUGGAGGACAGAGCUGAGGAAAGCCAGAGAGCAGAGGAAGGAGAAGGAAGGUGAAGAUCACAUCAACACUGACGUCACAAACGCUCUUCCUCAGUCUGUCUCCGCAGAGCUUCCUGUGACGGCCAGAUCUCUGUACGACUCCAAACAGAAGCGGCUCGGUGUUUCCAGAUCGCCCUCGGCUGUGAGAUUCACCAACAUCCCAACGCCCAAGUUCUGCUUAAGUCCUGUACGCUGCAAAAAACGCAGCAGGAUCCCCGGUCCGGAUGGAAAAGCUCUGGACAAACCGGCUCAGAUUGACCCGAUUGGUCCGUCUGAUCGCCGUGACAACGUGAUGAUGAUAUCAUCGCAGACGGAGCAGAUCGCACAGCUGGAGCUGAACCUGUUCAGCCUCAAAUCGCUGAUCUCUGACCUGGAGUCGACGCUCACGCUCUCACAGACGGGUGAAGUCGACCCCAAACGACCCUCAGGGGUCACUUUCAGCGAAACAGUCACCGCUAAAGAUUGUGGGGUCGGGGAGGAGAACGCCAGCAGUCAUUCUCCAGAUGAAGCGGGAAGCUCUGUGAUUGGUUGGUCUUAUGAUGUGGAUGUCCCGUCUGGCCUGUGGAAGCAGCUGACCCCUGAGAUGGGAGGUCACGAGGUCACGCCCCGGGUCAAACGGAGGCUCCUGAUGAACGAGGACGAGGCGUUCAGUCCUGGACGAGAGACGGGAAGCACGCUCUCCAGCACACCCAGAGUGAUGUCCUCAGGGCUGUCUGCGCAGACGCAGGAGGAUCAGGUGACGGCUCUGAUGGAGGAAGAGUGCAGACAACAGCAGGAACUACUGCAGUCUUUAGCAGAGCGCUACCAGUUUCUGCGGAGCGUGUCCUUCCCGUGUCCCGGCGCAGGCUCACGUCUGGAGGACACACUGACCUCCAUCACCGCCUCAUCUGUCUGCACACACGCUGAGCUCACAGACACACACAGCACCUCGCGGCAGUCCUGUCUCCCUCUGCUGGCCGCUGUGGCGAGGGGUUUUCUGACCCGUCGUCUUCUGCGCACUGAACGCGUGUCGCGCCUCAUCAGGACCAUCACGGACACACAGAUGUUUCUGGUGACGCUGCAGCUGCAGCCGGCGGUGAGCAGCAAACACGAGCUCAUGCUGCAGGAGCGUGUCACGCUGCAGCUGCGAGCGGCGCGGUGUGAGCUGCACCAGAUCUUCUUCAGCAUGAGCUCCUGUGAUCAGAUGCAGAUGAUCCGCUGCGACCGAGAGCUGAGCAGAGACCGCCGCCUCAAAACACACGAUAAUAAAGUGAAGGGAUCUCUCUCCGCCGCCACCAGAAAAGCUUUAGAACGCAAGAAACUCAUGUUACAGAGGAAAUCAGCUGACAGGAAGAAGUUUUCUCCGUCCAAUGAGGAGAAAUGGAACCUAGUGCCAAAGAUCUGUCGCGUGUCAAAGAAGAUGACGGCGUUACGCGGAGCGCGAUGAAUCCACACGAGGCCAAACUCUCUUCAGAUCUUUCACUGCAGUUUUUAUACGAUUGUCUUUAAACAUUUUAAUCUAGUUUUAUUUAUAUUUUUUUUAUGUACAUCUCUUGGCUUCAGCACUGCUGUUCUUGCUGGUUUUGUCUUUGCACACUUGAAUAAAUUGUGAUAAUUGUU
Molecule: messenger RNA, 2767 nt
Organism: Onychostoma macrolepis
Lineage: Eukaryota; Metazoa; Chordata; Actinopteri; Cypriniformes; Cyprinidae
Gene: cp110
Product: centriolar coiled-coil protein of 110 kDa
Exons: 11
Coding region: 285-2594 (769 amino acids)
Biological process (GO): regulation of cytokinesis; centriole replication; centrosome duplication
Cellular component (GO): centriole
Source: RefSeq, a predicted model, not a curated record